AUGAAGGAAAUUGGAGAAGAAAUGACAAUUAUUCGAGAACAGCGCGUCAGGAUUGACAGAAGCGAAGUUGAAGGUGAAGGGCUUUCGAUCACAUCCAACUGUCCGAUGACACUGUUCGAUUACAACUCUACAGAAUUACUAGUGAAAAAUAAGUCAGUUCAUCCACCAAUCAUAUUUAAGAAAACUGUAAUGCAUAGUCAUAAUAACCUUGAGAUUAUACUGUUGCAACUGGAUCGUAAGUUUAAAAAUUCCUUUUUUUCAGGUUUGUGCUGCCUUUUCCUGUUCCAUUUUCCCUUUUUGGUGAUAUUCUUGUCCAUACUUGCUGCAAUCACGUAUUUUCUGUAUUGGUAUAUCAUCGAUUAAUAUACCAGUAGCAGCUGUUGUGUACUACAAACACUGACUGGUGUCAGUGACUCUGAUGCAACCCCCGAAUCAUUCCCAAAGCAUGAAUUUUAUGAUCUUUUCAGUCAGCUGUAUUAUUCAAUCAAUCCCCCAUCUUCCAGAAAACAGGCUAACAGCUAUAAUGCCAAAAUGACAACUCCAAAAAUCACAUAACCCACUAGAAGCAACAUGACAAAGCAUGUACCUGAAAAACGAUGAAACUAAUCACAUAUAGAGACUUUUUAACUGAUCAACUGAUUAUGUUUUCUAUUCAGCUUGAAACCUUUAACAAUAGAUCCUACGUGCCAACCUAACAGGAAUUGUUGGAAGUGUCGGCCACAAUCUUUAAUUGCAGGGGAAAUCCAAAUACUUGAAGUUCUUUUUUUUUUUUCCAGUGUGACUUAGCAAAGGCAAAGUGGGUUCAGAGUAGCUAGUUCCAUUUUGGGUAAAUGCGGCUUGCCGAAUGUGAAAUCGUAUCUGUUCGAUUUUCUUACAACAAUAGGACGUCUAACACAAACCAACGACAACAGGAAUCUUUGCUUGUUGACUGCUUUUUAUUAGGAAAAACUAAGAGAAACGCUUUUUUAUUGGGACUUUGCCGCGUUUAAUUCGAUGUGCACAGAUCUCUCUUCCCAAAAUUUCAUUCCCUAGGUUUUAGUUUUUUUUUCUUAUCCGUAAAUUAGCUGUUCAAAUCGAAGAACUGCAGGGCGCUGAUUCAAUACCGUUCGACAGCCAAGAUAAGUAAUCAAACAAAUGAAUAAAUAAAGAAAUACGAUGGGGGAUUGAUAAGUACACGUAGAUAAAUAACUUCAAUUUGACCAAGGUAUGAUUUGACUAGACAACUCCGAUUGCUUGAUUGUAAGCUAAAGUGAGCCCUGACAAGUGAGGCUCUGAAAGCAUCUGAAUGCCUAGCUUUCCCCCGUAAGUCGUACCAGCUGUACCUGGUUUCAUGCUUGAAACAAAAGUCAGCGCAGCUGUCAUUUGAUGGUGGUCGAGAAUCUACUACAACCACCCCUGGAGGAGAUAGUAGGGGAGAUGUCCUGGCCAAAAUAGAAAAAUGUUUUUC
This is a messenger RNA of Pocillopora damicornis (cauliflower coral), 1447 nucleotides long. RefSeq lists its product as uncharacterized. The record is from RefSeq and is a predicted model, not a curated record. Lineage: Eukaryota; Metazoa; Cnidaria; Anthozoa; Scleractinia; Pocilloporidae.